Molecule: messenger RNA, 2164 nt
Organism: Zingiber officinale
Lineage: Eukaryota; Viridiplantae; Streptophyta; Magnoliopsida; Zingiberales; Zingiberaceae
Product: probable methylenetetrahydrofolate reductase
Exons: 12
Coding region: 161-1945 (594 amino acids)
Biological process (GO): tetrahydrofolate interconversion
Cellular component (GO): cytosol
Molecular function (GO): FAD binding; methylenetetrahydrofolate reductase [NAD(P)H] activity
Source: RefSeq, a predicted model, not a curated record
GUAGGUGAAGAAAAAGCGGAUCUCUUGGAGUGGAUCAACAGAUCACAACGCUGCCCUGUUUCUUGAUUCGAUUUCGUUUCUGUGUUUAUAUAAGGGAUCCGAUCGCGCAUUGCGACUCUGCGAUAGGGCAGAGGAGGAGAGCGGAGAAGAGGAGGAGACCAUGAAGGUGAUCGACAAGAUUCGGGGAGCAGCUAACGGCGAUGGGAGGACCGUUUUCUCCUUCGAGUUCUUCCCCCCCAAGACGGAGGAGGGCGUGGAGAACCUCUUCGACCGCAUGGACCGUAUGGUCGCCCACAACCCCUCCUUCUGCGAUAUCACCUGGGGCGCUGGCGGAUCCACUGCCGACCUCACCCUCGACAUCUCCAACCGUAUGCAGAAUAUGAUCUGUGUAGAAACGAUGAUGCAUUUGACUUGUACCAAUAUGCCAGUGGAAAAGAUUGAUCAUGCUCUGGACACCAUCAAGUCCAAUGGAAUUCAAAAUGUUCUGGCACUCAGAGGGGAUCCUCCUCAUGGCCAGGAUAAGUUUGUUCAGGUGGCUGGUGGAUUUGCAUGUGCCCUUGAUCUGGUGCAACACAUUAGGGCUAAGUAUGGGGACUAUUUUGGCAUCACAGUUGCUGGUUACCCAGAGGCACAUCCUGAUAUGAUACAAGAUGGAAUUGCUACAGAAGAAGCUUAUAACAGUGAUCUUACUUAUUUAAAGAGAAAGGUGGAUGCUGGUGCUGACCUCAUUAUCACUCAACUAUUUUAUGACACUGAUAUAUUUCUGAAGUUUGUUAAUGAUUGUCGUCAAAUUGGAAUAACCUGCCCAAUUGUACCUGGCAUUAUGCCAAUCAACAAUUAUAAGGGCUUCUUGAGAAUGACUGGUUUUUGCAAAACUAAAAUUCCAGAUAAGAUCACAAAUGCUUUGGAACCUAUCAAGGACAAUGAAGAGGCAGUCAGAGCAUAUGGAAUUCACUUAGGGACUGAAAUGUGCAAGAAGAUUUUAGCUAAUGGAAUCAACACAUUGCAUCUCUACACACUAAACAUGGAAAAAUCUGCAUUAGCCAUUAUAAUGAAUCUUGGAUUAAUAGAAGAGUCUAAAGUUCUAAGGUCCUUACCUUGGAGACGUCCAACAAAUGUUUUUCGUGUCCAAGAAGACGUCCGACCUAUUUUUUGGGCAAAUCGUCCAAAAAGUUAUAUUUCAAGGACGAUUGGAUGGGACCAGUAUCCACAUGGGAGGUGGGGCGAUUCUAAUAACCCAUCGUAUGGAGCUUUGACUGAUUACCAGUUCAUGCGCCCACGCUCACGGGACAAGAAACUUCAGGAGGAAUGGGCAACUCCAUUAAAAUCUGUUGAUGAUAUCAGUGAGCAAUUUGUGAAACUUUGCUUGGGGAAACGUAGAAGUAGUCCUUGGUCAGAAUUAGAUGGUCUUCAACCGGAGACAAAGAUAAUAGAUGAGAAGCUUUCACAGGUUAACUCAAAAGGUUUUCUUACUAUCAACAGCCAACCUGCCAUUAACGGAGAGAAAUCUGACUCUCCUGCUGUUGGAUGGGGUGGACCCGGGGGCUAUGUUUAUCAAAAGGCAUAUCUGGAAUUCUUCUGUUCAAAGGAUAAACUGCAUUCAAUUGUUGAGAACUGCAAAGUCUUGCCUUCACUCACCUACAUCGCUGUGAACAAAGACGGCAAUCAUACCUCAAAUGUUGCUCCAAAUGCAGUCAAUGCAGUAACAUGGGGGGUUUUCCCUGGAAAAGAGAUCAUCCAACCUACAGUAGUCGACCCUAUGAGCUUCAUGAUUUGGAAGGAUGAAGCUUUUGAGAUCUGGUCACGUGGUUGGGCUCGCUUGUUCCCUGAGGGCGAUCCAUCAAGGGAAUUAUUAUUACAGGUGCAGAAGAGCUACUACUUGGUUAGCCUUGUGGACAACGACUUCAUUCAUGGUGAUAUCUUUGCGGCUUUCAAGGAUAUAUGAAGUCAAAUUCUUGGAUUAAAAGUAUUUCCGUAUUGCAAAACAGGGUUUUUCUGUAAUUCGGCACGUUGGUUAGGACUUAACACACCCUGAGAACUUCCGAUUGCAUUAGAAUUAUCCAAUCUAUGCAUUUGAUGUCUUCUAAUUUUCGGGAAUAACUGAGUAAUGGAAUUUGUUCCACAUGUGCUUUAUAAUUAUGUUAUUGGAUUUUUAUUUUAUAAA